This is a messenger RNA of Penicillium daleae, 1176 nucleotides long. Its product is annotated as putative integral membrane protein. Bases 1 to 1176 code for a protein of 391 amino acids. The transcript has 5 exons. The record is from RefSeq and is a predicted model, not a curated record. NCBI's taxonomy places the organism in Eukaryota, Fungi, Ascomycota, Eurotiomycetes, Eurotiales, Aspergillaceae.
AUGUCGGACGAGGAUCAGAGAGUCCUGGCGGUCAAGACGGUUGCGGCUGUCUUCAUGCCGAUAGCAACCAUAGCGGUCAUGCUGCGCUGCUAUGUACGUGGAUGGGUCGUGAAAGCAUUUGGUUGGGAUGAUGGUGCAAUGGUGUUCGCCGCUUUAUUUUACGUCAUGUUUUCUGCUUGCAUGAUUGGUGGCACACUCUAUGGCACUGGCCGGAAAUUCGAGCACCUUACAGCACACCAACGAGUGACAGCAAUGAAGUAUUGGUGGCUCUGCGAAGUUGCUUAUUGCUUUGCUUCCAUCGGAUGCAAAAUCUCUAUCUGCGUUUUCCUUAUGCGAAUUACCGUCAAACGAACCCACAUCUGGACCCUCUAUACAGUCAUGGUCCUCACAGUCCUCGCUGGACUCGUCUUCUUCUUCCUUAUGCUACUGCAAUGCAAGCCGCUCUCAUACUUCUGGACCAGAACCGCCUUGGAUCCAUCGAUUGAAGGCUACUGCAUCAGUAUCAACAUCAUCAUCGUCAUGACAUACAUCUACAGUGCGUUUGCUGCGCUUUGUGAUUUCACAGUUGGCAUUCUGCCUAUUUUCCUGGUCUCCAAACUUCAUAUGAAGCGAGAGGCGAAAUUAGCUGUUAUUGGCAUUCUGAGCAUGGCUUGCGUUGCCUCUUCCGCCGUGAUCAUUCGUUUCCCAUUUGUGAAAACAUUUGCCGAUGAGGACUUCCUCUAUGCGACUUACCAAAUUGCUGUCUGGUCUAACAUCGAGGCUGGGCUAGGUAUCACCGCUGGUAGUCUCGCCACGCUCCGACCCUUGCUCCGGCAAUGGCUUGGUUCCCGAAACGACUCAAGAUAUCCUUCUGGGUUUCCCAACUCUGGCCGUCUAGGCGCAAACAGCAACUCCCGACCGGUGCCACUUGGUUCGGUGGAUGGAACUGGGCAAAAGAGCUUGAGGCCGGAUAAAUUGGCAGUCAUGGUGACGAAUAUUGAAAGUCAGAGGGAUACGGAGUUGACAUGGGGCGGCUCGACUAGCCCCAGCAGCAGUGAGGAAAGACUCACUAUGGAGCAACAACUCCCGACCUCAAGAAAAAUGGAUAUCGGCAUCCAUCGGACAUUCGAAGUCACACAAACUACUGAUGGCUAUGAUGCAGAGGGUUCUCAUCGCAUGGCGAGGGAACAUGUAUAG